Knipowitschia caucasica is the source of this 1290-nucleotide messenger RNA. NCBI's taxonomy places the organism in Eukaryota, Metazoa, Chordata, Actinopteri, Gobiiformes, Gobiidae. The record is from the annotation of a GenBank genome assembly.
AUGGAGCAGUGGAAAGACGCGCACAACAAAGUCAGCGUUCCCCUUACCGUCAAGUCGAGAAUGUCCGUGUCGCGGUGGUUCACGGCUCGUAUGACCCCGGACCGCCACGACCACCGGCCUAUAUCACCGAUUUCAGGCGGCGAGUCCCCGCUGACACAGAGGAACCGUUUUCCGACCAGCUCUGGCCGUGCGUCGCCUGCCAUGGCCCUGCGCUAUGGUACAGCGGAUGAAGGUGGGGGGGGGGAGAGGGGAGAGGGUUCUGUCAUCCCCCAGUCCCGACCAGACACUCUAUAUGUGACCAGAAAGGCUCCUCUGAGAUGUGCUCACAUGGCUGCACACCGCUGCAGCCGCUGUAUGAAUAACAAACGGAUUGGGGGUUUUUACGCGUCGGGAGCGAGCGGAAAUAGCCGUGUAGAUCGCGGAGUUUUCGCCCGUAAUAAGUUUGCACCGCGCAAGACCGAGAAGGAGACGACUGCUAUUGUUACCACCUCAACAAAGGCGAUCAGGAUGGUGUCUUGGCUCAUCUCGAGAUGCGUUGUGCUGCUCUUUGGGACCUUGUAUCCGGCUUAUUACUCUUAUAAAGCGGUCAAGACCAAGGAUGUCAGAGAAUAUGUGCGUUGGAUGAUGUACUGGAUUGUGUUUGCACUCUACACAGUGGUGGAGACCAUCACCGACCUCACCCUGGCUUGGUUUCCUCUGUACUACGAGGUGAAGGUGGCCUUUGUGAUCUGGCUGCUCUCGCCCUACACCCGCGGGGCCAGCCUCAUCUACAGGAAGUGCUUGCACCCACUGCUGUCGUCGCGAGAGAGGGAAAUAGAUGAGUACAUUGUGCAGGCCAAGGAGAGGAGUUAUGUGACCAUGGUCAACUUUGGGAAACAGGGCCUGAACAUUGCGGCCACAGCUGCUGUCACCGCUGCAGUCAAGGGACAAGGGGCCAUCACCGAGAAGCUGCGCAGUCUGAGCAUGCACGACCUGAGCCAGAUCGGCCAACGCGACGACGCCGGGAACCAACUGUACGCUUACAGCUCCCAGACGUCCAACCCGGCAAUCAGGAGGGCCCAGAGCGCGGACGCCACCGACGGAGAAGAAUACAACUAUGAGGCCGAGGAGCGGACGGACGAGGACGGAGAGGCCAUUUUCUCUGAGGACGAAGCAGUAACUCAGAAAGGACUUCGCCGAUCGCAAAGUGUAAAAAUAACACGCUCAAAACUACGCAAAGAUGCCAGAUACGGAUCUCUGAAAAUCAAAUCGAGGAAGAGGCCGACGCUGAACUCCGUCAACCAACCGUGA